Oryza brachyantha (malo sina) is the source of this 715-nucleotide messenger RNA. RefSeq lists its product as uncharacterized. The record is from RefSeq and is a predicted model, not a curated record. The transcript is spliced from 3 exons. Gene Ontology annotation, cellular component: respiratory chain complex IV; mitochondrion. The coding region runs from base 22 to 423 and encodes 133 amino acids. NCBI's taxonomy places the organism in Eukaryota, Viridiplantae, Streptophyta, Magnoliopsida, Poales, Poaceae.
UCCCCCACCACCGCGCAGCCGAUGUCCGCCGCCGCCGCCUCCCCGCACGGCGACUCCGACCACCGCCACGACACCGGCGACGGCGAGUACGACGGCGGAGGCAGCGGAGAAGGAGGCGGAUACGUGAUGGCCGACGUCCUCUCCAAGGGCAGGGAAGCCUGCUACAAGGCCCGAGACGCCUUCUACUCGUGCGUGGAGAAGCACGUCGACAAGAAGCCCACCGAGAUCGCCACCAUGGGGCUCCUCUACCCCGCCGACUGCAAGAAGUCCCGUGCCAACUUCGUCAGCAGCUGCCGCCCCUCCUGGGUGAAGCACUUCGACCGGCAGUACUGCGCCAAGAAGCGGGUGCAGCGGCUGCUCGACGGCGGCGAGGACCGCCGGGGCCCCAUCUCGCUCCCCCAGCCCUACACGUUCAAGCAAUAGGUAGCUCCGCGGCUUGUUCUGUCUCUCGGUGGCGAGCUGAAUUAGAUCUUUGCUUCGGAGACUGGAUGCGACAGUAUUGGUUUCAGAUUUGGUGUUGCUAUGAUGAAAUCAUACCUGCUUUGUAGUUCGUUGCUAGGAACUGUGAAUGGAUGAGAAGGAACUUGCCUAUGACUUUUAUCGUAAUCAAGAUCUUUGUUGUGGUAGUGUUGUCUAUAUCUUUGCGCAAACUGUAAUACAGUGGUACUGUCCAUAAUCCUUACUAGAACUUCUGCUCUUUGAUGUUUUAUUUCAA